AUGAUUCAAGUCCUGGCAGUUGUGCCUGGUGUUGUGUACUGUAUUCUUGGACUUUUAUUUUUCCCUAAUGCUGCUGUAGCAGGAGCAAGCGGAUGGGUAUUCUCAUUUCUGGGGUACUUUGCUUACCAAGAUUACCGUCGUACUCCAUUGUUCAAUUUAUCAGCCACACAUGCCAUUCCUACUUGGUCAACACCAUUAGUUCCUUUAGUCAUGUUGGCCAUUUUUCUGCCAGGAUCAAGCUUUCUAGGCCAUCUAUUGGGUUUACUAGCCGGUUGGGCAAUGGCAUUGGGUUAUUUGGACCCACUGAUUGAGCCAUCUACCAAAGUAGUCGAGUGGAUUGAGGUUAAGCUUGCUAGAGCCAUUGCACUUAUCCCGUCUCAGUUUCACUUUAUUGGUGAGGUUAGUGCCCGGGAGUCUCGUGCUCUAGCUCGUUCUGACCCUCUCCCAACCACUGAAACCCCUGUCGCUGCUACUGCAGGAGCAGGUACUCAGUCGUUUUCUGGUCCCGGUCAUGUUCUCGGCCAGUAA
Sugiyamaella lignohabitans is the source of this 528-nucleotide messenger RNA. RefSeq names its product Rbd2p (gene RBD2). Gene Ontology annotation, molecular function: serine-type endopeptidase activity. Gene Ontology annotation, cellular component: membrane. The transcript has a single exon. Lineage: Eukaryota; Fungi; Ascomycota; Dipodascomycetes; Dipodascales; Trichomonascaceae. The record is from RefSeq and is a predicted model, not a curated record. The coding region runs from base 1 to 528 and encodes 175 amino acids.